UUCCUCCAGUAAACGCGCCAAAACCCAAAUGGACGCGGAAUGUUUUCCAGUUACAACCAAAUAAAAAUGGAGGUAACUUACAUUAAGGAACACACUGUAACGGAAGUACAUUUUGUCUUGCCCAUAGCCGGAAGGAUUACCACGUGCGACUAGCUUGUUUUCCCGGCUACUUUGGCGCCGGUGAUGAUGUAAAGCUUGGAGUAAUUAGUAACGUAGUGUAUUCGACUAAAGUGGAAGACGAAGAAGGAAGUACGUAUUAACAUUACACAGAUCAUAAGUAGACUUACUUAUGUUGUAAUGGAUGUAAAGAAAACUACAAGCGAAAAAUUAAAUCCUCCUACCGCCUUCUGUGCACCUAGCAAAACAGGUACAGACAGUCAAGAAGGCCUUGUGCCUCCGUCUCAUUUUACCUCCAGAACGUGUUCAGCCACUGUUUUGGAUAAUGUUUUGGGUGGUGGCGAAUCUAGAUCGGUACCUUUCUGGAAGACGAUUCCUUCGGAUCUCCAGCAGUCAUCGGUUGUGCUUAAUCCCUGGAUUGCUGAUCCUCUGGAGCAAACGGCUAUUUUGGAUGUGCAAAAUGAUACCAGAACACUGAAGACCCAACAAAGGAAAGAUUUAAAGCCAAUGUUUACCAUUCCAAAUGAGAGAUGCCAGAGAGCAAGAUCACUUGAUAGAGAAGGAGAGACUGAAAUAUACCAGUUGCCUCUAGCACCAGCAGAUAGUACUCUGUUUUCAGAACUGGAGUUCUUGAGGAAGGAGACAAGAAGGCAGGCUGCAGAUCUCAAAGAGAGAGGGAGCAUUGUGAGCAGACUUCAGGACCAGGUGGAAGACUUGCAGUCAGAAUUGGCUAAAUCCAGACUAGAGCGUGAUAGGUUAUGCAUAAAAGAAGAGAGACUUAAAUUUCAGCACCAAACUGAACUCAAGAGGUUAAUCUGGGAGAAGGAAGAAACAAGUGCAGAACUUGAACGGAUUCAAUUAGAACUGAAAAGACUAACUGCCCAGAGGGACAGUGAGCUUGAAAGACUACAGAUAGAGGUAGAACAAGCUCAGAUGGAACUGGAAGCUGUAUCUCAGAAGCACCACGAUGAAAUCAUGAGAAUAAGAGAGGAAGAAAAAUGGAAAAGUGAAGAAGCCGAUAAAGGCAGGAGAUGCGAGAAUGCUCAAAUCCAAGAACAGCUACAGGAGACUACUCGGCAGCAUAAAACAGAGCUCAAUUGUCUCCUGGAGAAAUAUGCCACAGAAGUAGCAGAGCUGACCAAGACAAAGAAAACACUUAAAGAAGAACUGGAGAUUGCAAAGCAGGAAACUAACUGCUUGAAAGAGCAAGUUAAACUUUCUAACAGUGAGUGUGAUAAACUGAAAGAGGAACUAAGCACUUCAAGUUCUGCUCUACAUUCUCAGACUUCUCUAGUACAGAGCUUGCGUACAUACAUUGGAAAAAGGUUGCCAGAGCAGGAGAAGCAUGAUUGUGAGAUUAAAACCAGAGAGCUUUCCAAUACUGUUCAGGUCCUUGAAAAUGAAAGGGAGAGCUUGAGAAUGACAGCAGAACUUCUUAAUGUAAGGCUAAAUUCCUUAAGUGACAUUCUUGUAAUACAGGAAAAAGAGAUUGGCAAGAAGGUUCUUCUGGAUCCUCUAACUGGUUCAGGAUUGAAAGGGCAAGCACUGUUGAGAAGAUGGAGAGAAAAAGUUUUUCAGCUUUUGGUACAGAUCCGUUCACAGGGAAUAGAGUAUCAUAGUACUCAGAAACAUCUCCAUUCAAACAUUUCUGAGCUUGAAGAGAGAAUAAGUACAGAGGAGCAUAACAAAGCUGUGCUACACCAUAGCCUUCAAGAUAAAGUAGCUGAAUUAGAAAUGGAGAGAGUGAAAAAUGGGCUACUUAACAGUGAAAUGGUCAGAGUUCAAGCUGAAGCUCAGGAGCUAAAGGUUCGUGUGCAAGAGGCAGAAAAUGCAGUUGUUCUUCUAAAAGACAGUGUAACUGUGUUUUGGCAAACCUUUCUUGAAGUGGAAUCUAAAAUGAUUUCAUCCGAAUGUUGUUUGCUUACUCUUGGACAAAGAGUGACAUUUGCUAGCAAAAGGAUUGACACAAUUCAUGGUUUAAUAAUGCGAAAGGAAGCCUUGCUACGGUUACAGUUGCAGAGUGAGAACCGAGCAGCUGAACCUGAUCCUGCCAGGAAAACGUAUGCAGAUUUGCAAAAUGAGCUGCUGUUAAUGAAUGAAGAAAGAGAUCGCCUGGCUCUAGAACUUAAGCGCAGCCCUCAGCUAAUUGAAAAGGCUUUGCUAGAAGCUCGUAGGCAGUUUCAAAUUGACCUUAAAAAUGCCCAAGAUGCUCUUCAAGAGAGUAGAGAGACAGAAAAUCAGCUAAUGGAGCAGCUUAAAUCUACACAAGCAAGACAUAAAGAAGCAGAGGAACAGCUUUCAGCAUUAAAGUUGCAGCAACAGGAGGCAACAGAAUUCAGCGAGAAGCUUAUUGAGGAUAUGGCCCAGCAGCAGGAACAGCAUGAAAGAGAUCUUCAGGACAGGCUGUCAGAAGCAGAAGGAAAGUGGCAACAGCAGCUACAGGAUUUAGAAAGCAAAUUGAACUGUGCACAGAGGGAACACACUAAGGCUGUGGUGGCACUGCGUCAAGCGGAGAGACAUUUUACACGUGAAAAAGAGCGUUUACAGGAUUUGCAGAGGCUUCAAGAAGAACAGAAAGCAAAAGAGAUUCAAGAUUUGCAAAAAGCUCUACGGGAAUCUGAAAGGGAUGUCACUCUGCUAACGGCAACACUUCGUCAGCAAGGUCUCAUUAACCAAUACCGAAAGACCAGGUCUCCAUCUCUACAACCAUGUGAUUCAGUUAAAGAAGUACAGCCUGACGGAUCUUCUUGUGAGCAGCAGACUUCACAGUUAACAGCUCAUCGACUGUCCAAAGAGUCAAAAGAAUCUCUUCUGUCUAAAAUAGAUGAGAUUCAGUCUCUCUAUCAAACUGUAAUGGUUGACAAGAAUUCAUCAGAAGAGGAAGGAGACACUGAUACCUAAUUAAACUUAUGUACAAAAAAAAUUGAAUAGGCUGUUUCAACCUUAAAUGUGAAUUAUUCUGAGCUCCUGUUUCACACACUGGAAUAUGAAUGUUUUCUUUUUUAUUUAACAUAUGUAUUAAAAACAUUUUUCAGAAAUUAAGAAAAUACUGAAAUCCACUUUCCAAAUGGAUUUACUAAUUUAUUAAAUAAACUCUUGUUUUUGUAACCUU
Erpetoichthys calabaricus (reedfish) is the source of this 3229-nucleotide messenger RNA. RefSeq names its product coiled-coil alpha-helical rod protein 1 (gene cchcr1). NCBI's taxonomy places the organism in Eukaryota, Metazoa, Chordata, Cladistia, Polypteriformes, Polypteridae. Gene Ontology annotation, cellular component: centriole. The record is from RefSeq and is a predicted model, not a curated record. The transcript is spliced from 19 exons. The coding region runs from base 298 to 3018 and encodes 906 amino acids. Gene Ontology annotation, biological process: cell differentiation; protein export from nucleus.